AUGCCCACUUCCUCAGUCCUAGCAUCCACAACCGGGGUUCGCUUCACCCGUUCCUCCUUUUACGAAGUUCUUGGGAUUCCUAUGACAGCUUCUUCCCGGGAAAUCAAGGCGGCUUACCGGAAGCUAGCGAGAACCUGUCAUCCCGACGUUGUGGCCGAGAAUUCAGCGGAGGAGUUUAUUAAAAUUCAAACGGCGUAUUCAACAUUGUCGGAUCCGGAUAAAAGGGCGGAUUACGACAGGGAGAUUUGCAGAGCUCAAUUGCUUUCGGUUUCGGGGUUGUCGUCUCGGACGCCUGUCUCGGGUUAUUCCGGUUACUACACACGGCGAAAUUGGGAAUCGGAUCAAUGUUGGUAG
Messenger RNA from Cucumis sativus (cucumber), 354 nucleotides. Its product is annotated as chaperone protein dnaJ 11, chloroplastic. The transcript has a single exon. Lineage: Eukaryota; Viridiplantae; Streptophyta; Magnoliopsida; Cucurbitales; Cucurbitaceae. The coding region runs from base 1 to 354 and encodes 117 amino acids. The record is from RefSeq and is a predicted model, not a curated record.